AUGAGUGAAAUAUGGCAAGUAUUCAAAAAAGACGACGGAGGUAAAGUAAUAUGUGUAUCGUGCAAUAAAAAAUAUGCGAAUCCCGGAUCAAGUACAACCAACAUGUGGAACCAUUUGAGAUUUAAACACAAACCAAAAUUUCUUGAACUUGAUCGGCUACGCAGGGGAUUAUCAGGAGGAGUGUUUGAUCAAGGCGCUUCUAUAGACAACGAUGAGUCUGAAUCUGAAAGUAUUGAAUCAAAUUUGAUACAAUUACAACCUUCUACUUCAAAUGAAGAACUAGAAAUUAGUCAAUCAUGUUCAAAUAUUUCUCAGUCUUCUAAUACUGACACCUCCUCAGUCACAAACUCCUCAUUUGCUACAGUUCACGAGACAAGCUCUGCAAGUACAACUAGACAGUUAAAAAUGACACAAUUCACUCUUAAUAAAAGUGCAAAAAUCAAAAUUGAUAGUGCACUUGCAUAUUUCAUUGCAACAAAUAUGAUGCCGUACAGUUUAGUGGAAAAGGAGGGAUUUAAAGUAUUUGUGAAUGCGUUAAAUCCUAGCUACAAGCUACCAGGCCGAAAACUCUCACAUAAUCCCGAAUUCCCUCUAUCCUGUUUAGGUUGCAUUGAACUAUCAGAGGACCAUACUGGUGAGAAUAUAGCCGAUGUACUUCAAAUGUUGAUUUUAGAUUAUGAGAUACCGGAUUGGAAAAUAUGUUCGAUGGUGACUGAUUAUGGAUCGAAUAUGCUUAAGGCUGUACGCAAUUUAAAUAUACCACAUGUAGCUUGUUUUGGCCAUGCUCUUAACACAGCAGUUUCACGUAUCUUUAAUAUGGACGAAAUAAAAGAUGUAGUCCAUAAAGUCAAAUCCAUUCAUAAUAUAUUUGCCCAUAGUUGGAAGGCAGUUCGAGAAAUGGGAAAAAUCCAGGAAAAAUUUAGCUUGCCAAAUAAAAAAUUUCCAUCUUACUCAAAAACUCGUUGGUGGUCGAUGCUGGAACUAAUUAAUAUUAUUAUUGAACAAGAACUUGGACUCACAAGUUUUCUACGAACAUAUAAAAAUGGCACAUUUAAAAAUUUAUCUUUUCAAGACUCAGACAUAAUUGUGUUAAAAAAUCUAAGUUCUAUAAUACAGCCAAUCCGGGAAAUCACUGAUAAUUUAGCCGGCGAUUCGUAUGUCACGGGUUCGGCUAUACUACCAGUUAUUUCUUCACUCAAGUCAAAAUUAUCCCAAAUAACAGAACUAAAUGAAAGUGAAGAUACGGACAUCAACGGAAGACAGAUUAAGAAAAUGUACAAAACCAUUAUUGAUAUUCUAGAUCAACGCUAUCAAGGUAACACAUUGCUGGUUAUGUGUACCGUAUUGGAUCCGAGGUUUAAAAUCGAAUACAUAACGUAUGAUGAUAUAUCGGUUUUAAAGAAAACCGUCGGUGAAUUUUGCGAAGACACAUAUAAGAGUACCGUAAAUGGCAGUUAUGAUAACGAUAGUAAUAACCAACUGGCACCACAGAAAAAAACCAAAACUGGUCUGUCCGAUGUUCCAUUAAGCCAAAAAUUAAGACAUGAAUUGGACUUAUAUCUAAACAACCCAAUAAUUGGCUUUGAACAAGAUCCACUAGAUUGGUGGAACUUAAACAAAACGACAUAUCCAAUUAUGUUUGUUUCAGCCAAGAAAGCUAUGACUGUUCAGGCUACAAGCGUAGCGUCUGAACGUAUUUUCAGUAAAGGUGGCUGUGUACUAACUGACCAUAGAGCAUCGUUAACCAACGAACACGCCAGUCAGCUUAUUUUUUUAACUAUGAAUAAGGACUAUGUACCUAAACCAGCGUUUUAA
Messenger RNA from Melanaphis sacchari, 1815 nucleotides. Its product is annotated as zinc finger BED domain-containing protein 1-like. The record is from RefSeq and is a predicted model, not a curated record. Lineage: Eukaryota; Metazoa; Arthropoda; Insecta; Hemiptera; Aphididae. The transcript is spliced from 4 exons. The coding region runs from base 1 to 1815 and encodes 604 amino acids. Gene Ontology annotation, molecular function: protein dimerization activity; DNA binding.